ACACUGGCCGCCACACAUAUAUAACAUACCUGAAUCUAUACAUUUCAUUUUCCCUUUUCACUCUCCAGAGCAGCAGAUCGGAGCUACUUUUUUCCUCAAAAAAAUUCUCCGAUCUAUCUCUUUAAAAAUCAAUAAUCAUGUCAAUUUCCGAUACAUCUCGUCAAUCUCUGAUCCCUAACUACCUCUAUUCUGCUUCAUCAACCACAUCUAACUUACUGAAUCUGAACAAAUUUAGCAACAAUUCAAAACCUAGCUUGUUUUCUGCACCUCCUAUGGAACCGAAACAGCAACAGAAUUUCAUGAUAGGUGCUCCGAGCGAGCCGUUUGGUAAGAUCGAGAUGUAUUCGCCUCGAUUUUACGCUGCUUGUACUGCUGGUGGUAUUUUAAGCUGUGGUUUGACUCAUAUGACUGUUACUCCUCUGGAUCUCGUUAAAUGUAACAUGCAGAUCGAUCCUCUUAAGUACAAGAGUAUCUCGUCUGGUUUUGGGGUAUUGUUCAAGGAGCAGGGUGUUAAGGGUUUCUUCAGAGGAUGGGUCCCUACUCUGCUUGGUUACAGUGCCCAGGGUGCUUGCAAGUUUGGAUUCUAUGAGUUCUUCAAGAAAUAUUACUCUGACAUUGCUGGCCCGGAGUAUGCUGCUAAGUACAAGACUUUGAUCUACCUUGCUGGUUCUGCAUCUGCAGAGUUUAUUGCUGACAUUGCUCUUUGUCCCAUGGAAGCAGUCAAGGUUCGUGUCCAGACACAGCCUGGUUUUGCCAGGGGUUUGAGUGAUGGACUUCCGAAGUUUGUCAAAUCUGAAGGCGUGCUUGGGUUAUACAAGGGGUUGGUGCCGCUAUGGGGACGCCAGAUACCAUAUACGAUGAUGAAGUUUGCUUCAUUUGAGACUAUCGUUGAGGCGCUUUACAAGUACGCCAUCCCUACACCCAAAAAUGAAUGCAGCAAACCCUUUCAGCUCGGUGUCAGUUUUGCUGGUGGUUAUGUGGCUGGUGUUCUCUGCGCUGUUGUAUCUCAUCCUGCUGAUAAUCUUGUCUCCUUCCUAAACAAUGCUAAGGGAGCAAGUGUUAAAGAUGGUAUAAAGAAGUUUGGAUGGUGGGGUCUGUUCACCCGGGGGCUUCCCCUACGUAUUGUCAUGAUCGGAACCCUCACUGGAGCUCAAUGGGGAAUCUAUGAUGCUUUCAAAGUUUUUGUUGGGCUGCCGACCACUGGUGGUGCUGCACCUCCAGCUGCCAUUGAGGCUGCAAAAGCCUAGGAUUUAUCAAGUUUCUGGGGCCUGAGGCAAUGCUUAUUUCGUCAAAAAGAUUAAUAAGUAUAGGGUAUAUGCUGCUGCUGCUUUCAUUAUUUUUGGAAACCUGAAAUAGGUGGUCGUCCUAACAUGGUUCUAUUAUUAUUUGGGUAUCUAGAUAAGAUUGUGUUGCUCUCAUCCAUUUGGAAAGUUUUGGGUAGGAUUUGGUACGAAAUAUGUAUCAUGAUGUUUUCCUGUUGAAAAAAAUAACGGGCCUAUUGAAUGAAAUUGGCCAAGACAUUUUGUGAAGGCCUGAAACCGGUUCUCUUUUUCAAUAUUCUUCAUGGUUUUGUUGUUA
Messenger RNA from Erigeron canadensis, 1578 nucleotides. Its product is annotated as mitochondrial phosphate carrier protein 3, mitochondrial. Gene Ontology annotation, cellular component: mitochondrial inner membrane. NCBI's taxonomy places the organism in Eukaryota, Viridiplantae, Streptophyta, Magnoliopsida, Asterales, Asteraceae. Gene Ontology annotation, biological process: mitochondrial phosphate ion transmembrane transport. The coding region runs from base 138 to 1247 and encodes 369 amino acids. The record is from RefSeq and is a predicted model, not a curated record. Gene Ontology annotation, molecular function: phosphate transmembrane transporter activity. The transcript has 6 exons.